UACGAUUCGGAAGAUGCCCAAACCUUUUACUCUCAAAUCUGGGGCGACGCCGAAACGCACAUUGGACGAUACGAUCUUCUCACGGACGCUGAAAAAUCUAGUCUUACCAAGAUUCAACAGAUUUCGCGUGCGGAAGAAAUUCACGAAGAAAACUUUGUUAAGCUUAUCGCGAGCAAGUUCCGUUCCACGAGUGACGAUAUCCCCAAGGUUCGUAUUCUUGAUAUGGGCUGUGGCUACGGGGGUCUCUUGCGACGGCUCUGGAAAGGUGGUCAUGUUUGGCGUGCCACCGGAUGCGACAUUGCUUCGAAAAUGUGCGGAAAGGCCAGAGUCCUCAACACGGAAAUGGGAGCCGACCAGGACAUUGCGAUUCUCGAAGAAUCAUACCUCGGCGUAUCUGUUCCGGAUGAGAGCGUUGAUCUGGUGAUCAGUAUGGACGCACUGCUCCACGUCGGACCGGAAGGUCAAAAGACGGCCAUCAAGGAAGCUGCACGCGUGCUCCGUCCCGGUGGCUGGAUGGUCUUUUGCGACAUUAUGCAACAAGAAGUCGUCGACCCCGUUGAAAUGCAACCAAUCUACGAUCGCAUUCACCUAACGAAACUUGGAACCGUAUCCAACUACCAGGAGUGCUUGAGCGAGUCUGGCUUCACUAAAUUCGAAUUCGAGCCGCAUUCGGAAAACGUGGCGUCGCACUACGGCACUGUUCGCGAAGUGCUGAUCGAAAAGAAGGGAGAUAUUGCCGUGUCAGAGGCGUUUUUGAACAAGAUGGAAGCCGGAUUGGCUGUCUGGAAGGAACUAGCUCCCCAAAACAUUGUUUGGGGAUUCAUGACGGCCCAAAAGACGGAAAAGGUCAAUAUUUGA
This is a messenger RNA of Phaeodactylum tricornutum CCAP 1055/1, 858 nucleotides long. RefSeq lists its product with no specific name. The transcript has a single exon. The record is from RefSeq and is a predicted model, not a curated record. NCBI's taxonomy places the organism in Eukaryota, Bacillariophyta, Bacillariophyceae, Surirellales, Neidiaceae. The annotation marks the transcript as partial.